AUGCUCGCCGUGUCUGAGUUCCUGGUUCUGUUCGAGCUGUGCACCGUCCUCGAUAAGGGUGCACUCGAUAUCGAUCUUGACACCGGCUUCAUAACCAAUGGCGGCGACUCCCUCGGGGCCGUCGCUCUUGCAGCAGCCUGCAAAGCGCAUGGUCUAAGUCUGCCGAGGGAGAAGAUUCUUCGCAGCCAGACGCUCCGUGGAGUUGUUUCUAACAUCUCAAGCCCUCAUGUCACGGAUCCGACGCAGGCAAAAAGCUAUCUGUUGUCUAAGCUAGGGUCGGAUGCCACGCAACUCUCUGAUGUAUCCUCCACGUCAUCAAAGAACACAACGCCUUCCUUCGGGCAAGACACGGUUCCCAUCAACCGUUGGCCUCUCUCUGAGAACACCAGCCAUGUGAGCUCUGUUGUCAAGGGUGUCAUUGUCGAUACACCUCCUGACACAGCCUUGUCCGGUCUGACGGGGUCUCCGCUGACAGAGAUGCAACUUCACUUCAUUCACGGAUCACUUCGACAGCCGGGAACAAACUUCAUUACCCACUCGGAGACUUAUGAGACAAGACACGUCCCGAUACUGAAAGAGGCAUGGAGAAUGGUAAUCGAAUCCGAACCAAUAUUCAACCAAGACAUCCCAAGGCAUCAUACAAUGAAUGCCGGCCCGACAGGCUUCAACUGGACUGAUGCGAUGACGCAAGAGUCGGGCGACAAGCACACGACCGAAACAGAUAUUGGCUCAUUCUUUCGAGUUGCACCUGUCAACAGCUCAUCGGGAUUGAGCACAAUCACAUGGACGGUCCACCACUCGAUGAUGGAUGGCUUCUCUGCAUCACUACUGUUUGACAAGGUGUUGCGAAUAGCAAACGGCGAGCAAGCGCUUCCUGCGGGGCCCUCGUUUCUACAGGUUACGCGAGAGCUUGACUUGUUCCGCAAGACAAGCCGAGAGUUUGGAACAGCCUAUUGGGCAGGCAAGCAGGCGGAAAUGAGCAAAGCCCAACAUGAGCUCCUACUUCCGGCAGCUCUUCCUCAUGACAGCUACGCCGGGAGCAAAACUGUCUCGUUGGACAUCACAGACAUUGCCCAGGGCAUCCAAUCAAGGGCAAAGGCCGUUGGUGUUACGCCAGCCAGUAUCUUCAACACAGCCUGGGCCUUGACUCUCGCACAGUUUGCAGAUGCUGGUGUCGUCUCGUUUGGCGCCGUGCUAUGUGGCCGGAGCCUCGUGGUUCCUGGUGCACUGGAUGUUAUUGGCCCUCUCCUCAACACACUCCCCCUCACCAUCAAUGUCGCGAAAGAGAUGACGACCGAGGAGCUGCUCCGGACAACGUUUGACGAGCUUGUGGAACUGGAAGAGUACCAGUGGACAACAUCCGACAACGGCUUCAGUCGCGCCUUUGAAACGGCAUUGAGCGUGCAGGUGGAUGUUGCGGACCACCCCAACCGGCACGUCCGUCCCCAUCAGCGAGAAACUAGGCAAGAGCACGAAGUCCCUCUUGGAAUUACAGUCGACCCUCAGCGCAAAGCAUCGUUUGACUACCAUGUCAAUCGAUUCUCGAGGGAGAACGUAGAAUGUCUCGCUAAAACAUAUCGCCACGCCUUGGAGAGACUACUGGUUCCUACGUGCACCGUCGAGGAGGUUGUCAGGCCCCUCCUUCCCGCUUCCAGCACCGAGAUGCUCCAUCGCUUUGGCAACUGCUCCUCGUCAACGCUGACUUCGAGCAUCAAAGAGGACCUCGUGACGCUCUUUGAGCGACAGUCGCGCGAGAUCCCGGACAAUGUUGCAAUUGAAAAGGGCUGCGACAAGAUGACAUACCAAGAAAUGGACCGCAUUGCGUCCAAAAUUGCCUCGCGGCUCUCUCGCCAUAUCAAGCACGAAGAAGUAGUCUGCGUGUACUCGGAUCGCUCGAUCCUCUGGCUUUGCGCCAUCUUUGGCAUCUUGAAAGCAGGAGGCGUGUACUGCUCGAUGGACCCAACAGUGCCCCAAGAAGUGCGCGAUCGGAACUUUGGCUUGUCGGGAGCAAAGGUAUUCAUCAUAGCAAAGCCCUGCCAACUUCCCAUCGUGCCGAAGGAAUGUCCCAUCUCGUUUACUGUUCAAAGCACCAUGGAUUCGACCGAGUUUGAGCCAGCACACCACCGCCUCACCGCGAGCCCCAGCUCGCCGGCGUACGUCUGCUUUACGUCGGGAUCUACUGGGACACCGAAGGGAGUACUCUGCGCUCAUGCCGGCUUGGUCGCGUUCCAAUCGUCCCUGGAUGUACGACUAUUUGCUGGACCGGGGCGAAAGAUAGCCCAUAUCAUGUCGGUCGCGUUCGAUGGGAGCAUCCACGAAGUCUUCUCUGCCCUGACCCACGGUGCUACCUUGGUCUUGCCAUCCGGCUCAGAUCCGUUCGGACACUUGCACACGGCUGACUCUGCAAUUCUGACACCCUCCCUGGCGAGAUUGCUUGAUCCUGACGAGUUUGAACGACUCAAAUGGGUGUACUUUGUUGGCGAACCAGUCUCGCAGGCCGUUUGCGAUCGCUGGGCAUCAGUCAAGCAGCUCUACAACAUGUAUGGACCAACCGAGGGAACCUGUGGAGCAACGAUUAAACGGCUGCUGCCCGGCCAGCCCGUGACCAUUGGCGUGCCAAACCCCACGACUAGAAUCUAUAUCCUCAAUGCAGACAGAGCCUUGUCGCCUCCUGGAGCCAUCGGCGAGCUGUAUCUUGCCGGUGUACAAGUCGCUGGAGGAUACUUGGGUCUGCCUCAGCAAACGCAACAGCGUUUCUUGCCCGAUAACAUAUGGUCGCGGGGGGUUGGCGAAAAGAUGUACAAGACGGGCGACCGAGGAUACUGGACGGAAGACGGAGAGAUUUCUUUGCUCGGACGUCGCGAUCGCGAGAUCAAAUUGAGGGGCUACAGGCUGGACAUGGGCGAUCUGGAGAUCCGGAUCGCACGGGCAUACCCGUCCUUGCAGGCUGUCGCCGUCGCCCAACACAAGGACCAGCUCAUUGCCAUGGUACAGCCAGAAAACGUCAGUGUGGUAUGUCUUCGACAAGAACUUGGAAAGGCACUGCCACAAUAUGCCAUGCCACACAUCAUCGUCACUGCCGACAAGCUCCCUGUCACCGGGGCCGGAAAGGUUGACUACAAAGCCGUGGCGGGGGUCGCCUCUCACCCGCGGAACACCCAAACCCACGUCGACAACAACAAGCUGGUCUCGUCAGCGGAGGUGGCUGUCGCACAGGCCUACAAGGCAGCUCUCCAGCUGGCGCAUGAUGUUGAGAUCACUGCGUCGUCGAAUUUUUUAGAGCUUGGCGGACAUUCGCUCCGCCAGCUUGAGCUGUUGCGACAACUGUCGACGACCUUUGGUGUGCAGCUGUCUCUCAAGAUGAUUCUUGGCUCCCCGACGGUGAGAGAGCUCGCCAAAGCAAUCACUCGAUGCAUCAACUCCACGCCAGCGCUUCCGCUCGACCAGAAAUACCCGGUGAGCGAGGAGCGCGCAACCCCCAUCGAGGUAGAAUGGAUGAGAAAAUACGAAACCUCGUCCGGCUCAUCGUCAUUCAAUGUUUGCUUUUCGUCACUGUUAGAUGUCAAUGUCGUCCACAAGGAAAGGCUCAUCGAGGCGUGGAAUAUGGUGCUGGCGAGGCAUCCGCUCCUGGCAUGCCAUUACGCCUACCGCGGAGCCGACGACAUCAUUCGCAUCAACCCAGGCUACGUGCCGCGUGUUCAGACACCCUGCUCGUUUGAUCUAUGGGCGGAAGCCAACCGCCCGUUCUCAUUGGAGCUUGAACAACCCGUCCGCGUAUUUGUUACCGACGAUCGCCUGACUGUUGUUUUGAGUCACAUUGUGGCCGACUACACCGCAUUGAGCCUACUGAUGCGGGAAGCUUCUGAUGCAUACAACGGCAAGCUCUUGGAUGCCGCCCCGCGUAGCUACUCUCUGGCAGACGUCUGGUAUGGAACACCAUCUGAAGCUGUCCUAGACUUCUGGACCAAGUAUCUGUGGCAAUGCCCUGAGAAUCCCCAUCCCUUCGGCGGCCAAAUCAAUCGCUCCAGUUACUCGGGAACAUCUGCGCUCUCACUCAUUCAUACCAGAGUCUUUGAGCAAAUUUUGGGGUUCUCUGUUUCCGCCAACGUCACGCUGCAGCAGAUUACAAUGGCAUGCGUUGCACUGUGCCUAGACCAGAGCGAGAGCAGGACAGAUAUUCUUUUGGGUGUGCCGCACAUCAACAGGGACACUGCCGACGACCUCGACACUUUCGGCCUGUUCCUCCAGCCCCUCCCUGUGCGUAUUAGGCACGACGCGGACUCCGUUGGUAGCCUGAUGGACUCUGUCAAGACGAGUUCGCAAAUGUCUCUUGCUCAUGCAAUGCCAUGGCAUCAAUUACUGGGUCACCUGGGCAUGCAGGCAGAGUACCCGAAUCAUCCGCUGUUCGAUGUCAUGGUGACGAUGCACGACUUUAGACACACCAAUGAGUUGGACAUGAAGAUUGCCGGACUCGAACCAUCGUUUGUUUGGGCGGAAGGGGCAAAGUUCAAACUUCUUUGUGAGUUCACGGCGCUCCCCAACGGGAAGCUACUGCUCAGGCUAGAGUAUGAUGCGGCCGUCGUGUCGGGCGUCGAGAUUGGGCGACUCAAAAACGCGAUACCGCUCGCGAUGCAUAUGCUCGCGACUGGAAGCGAGCAUGACGAAGUCAAGAUUGCAAUCAGAGACGGCCCGAAGCUGCCAAGCGACUUGGCGGGCAUUGCGUUGGAGGAUACAAAAUGUUUCUUUGGUAAAAGUCUUGAGGAUAUUUAGCUAGACUAGAGUGC
Purpureocillium takamizusanense is the source of this 4784-nucleotide messenger RNA. Its product is annotated as NRPS. NCBI's taxonomy places the organism in Eukaryota, Fungi, Ascomycota, Sordariomycetes, Hypocreales, Ophiocordycipitaceae. Gene Ontology annotation, molecular function: phosphopantetheine binding; catalytic activity. The coding region runs from base 1 to 4770 and encodes 1589 amino acids. The transcript is spliced from 2 exons. The record is from RefSeq and is a predicted model, not a curated record. Gene Ontology annotation, cellular component: cytoplasm. Gene Ontology annotation, biological process: amino acid activation for nonribosomal peptide biosynthetic process; secondary metabolite biosynthetic process.